AUGGCUCCAGGAUUUCGACCUGCACAGACCCAGUAUAGGAUAAAGCUCCGGCACAGAGGUGGGAUCACUGUGACUCCUAAGAAUCAGCUCAUAAUUAAGCUACCCGAUUCAAGGGCUCUGAAGGUUACUGCCCGAUCGAUGCUUCUGGCAUUGGCCAUUAUUACUUCUUCCUGGCUUGGAUCACUUGUCAUUUGGGAUCCUUCCUUAUCUUAUAGUCCUGUAACCUAUGAGGUCCGUGUUCAUGGUGAAUCAUUGUUGCCUGUGCUCCUUCGUGACUUAACCCGCGAGGGUCUCUUCAAAUCGAGCGACAAAGCCCUCUUCGUGAGCCGAUAUGGCGAUGGCAACGAUGUGAUAGCUCAUGGUUCCCAAAUCUUGAACCCACAUGAAAUCGUCUCUGAAUCCGAUGCCGAUCGACAGAGUUCGAUCCCAGAUGGCACAUUUGAUUUCGUCUUCGCGUCUGGCUUCCUUGCCGGCGACUUCAUCGAUCGAAGCCUCAAGAUCGGCGGAAUUGUCGCCAUUCAAUUGAGCAAUGACGCCUCGAAUGCCUUCCACAAACCAUCGAAUUACAAAAUUGUGUAUCUCCGGCAAUUCGAAUCCACGGUUUUGGCGAUGAAGAAGACUGGCCCUGCUGAGAUGAAAGCACCGACGAAGAGUUGUCUCUGCGGAUUUUCAUCGGAAGCCAAGAGGGCAGCAUUGAAUGGCCUAGAGGAUGUGCUGCUUGAACCUCCACAAGAUUCUUCAUUGAAGAAGAGUAACAAGUACUUGAAAAGGACCAAAUUCCUCCCUAACCUAAUGGGUGAUUCUUUAGAAGACUACCCUCGUCGCCUAUUCAUCGAUGUUGGCUUACCAGACAAGAACGGCAAUGGCGGAUCGACAUGGUUUGCAAAGAACUACCCAACAAGGAACAGAGAUUUUGAGAUGUUUAAGAUAGAGACUGUGAAUGAGAACGAAGAGGUAUUGAAUGAGGAGGUGCCACAGAUAAGCAUGUCGGACUGGUUGAACGAGAAUCUGAGGAUAGAGGACUACGUGGUGAUGAAGGCAGAAGCAGAGGUAGUGGAGGAGAUGAUGAAGAGCAAAGCUAUCUGUUUGGUGGAUGAGCUGUUUCUAGAGUGUGACCACCAGGGCUUGGGAGGGAGGAAGAGCAAGAGCAAGAGGGCUUAUUGGGAGUGCUUGGCUCUCUAUGGGAAGUUGAGGGAUGAAGGAGUUGCAGUGCAUCAAUGGUGGGGUUGA
Macadamia integrifolia is the source of this 1230-nucleotide messenger RNA. RefSeq lists its product as uncharacterized. NCBI's taxonomy places the organism in Eukaryota, Viridiplantae, Streptophyta, Magnoliopsida, Proteales, Proteaceae. The coding region runs from base 1 to 1230 and encodes 409 amino acids. The record is from RefSeq and is a predicted model, not a curated record. The transcript has a single exon.